GAUUCGUUAACAAGAGCAAUCUUUUAUUGAAGGCUUUUCGAGGGGUUCCAAAGGAUUGUUGCUUCGAUAAUUAAUGAUGGCAAAAUUGCUGUGGAUCACUAGCAUAUUGUUAUGUGCAAACCUUGAAUCUCAUCUCUUAUAUGCACAGAUCUUGCGCUUCCCGUCAGAAAAGCCAAAUUCAUUAAAUUCAGAAUACUACAGACCUCUAAUAGGAAUUGUGAGUCAUCCAGGGGACGGAGCAAAUGGAAAGCUGAGCAAGGCAGCUAACGUGUCGUACAUAGCUGCUUCGUACGUUAAAUUUGUCGAAUCUGGAGGUGCCAGGGUUGUUCCUCUCAUAUAUAAUGAAAGUCCAGAAAUUUUAGAACAGAAAUUUCGAGCAGUGAAUGGUCUUAUUUUCACAGGCGGAAGUGCUAAAUAUGGUCCUUACCAUCAGACAAUUAAAAAGCUUUUUCAGAGAGCUAUUGAAGAAAAUGAUAAUGGAGAAUACUUCCCUGUGUAUGCUGUUUGUUUAGGUUUUGAGAUUCUCAGCAUGAUUAUUAGCCAGGAUCUAGGCAUUUUAGAAAAUUUCGAUGCAGUGAACUCUCCAUCAACCCUAAUCUUUGAAAGUGAGGCUGCAAAGAAUAGCAGCAUAUUCAAAUGGUUUCCCUCCAGCAUACUCAGUAAGAUGAGCUCAGAACCCCUUUUUAUGCAGAAUCACAUGUUUGGGGUUUCACCUGAGCGUAUGUCAACAAAUGACGGCCUUUCAAGUUUCUUCAAAAUACUUACAACAAGUUAUGAUAAGAACAAUAAGACAUAUGUCUCAACUGUUCAAGCUUACAAAUAUCCAGUGACUGCUCUGCAAUGGCAUCCAGAGAAAAAUACAUUUGAAUGGGAAAUUACAACAACUCCUCACUCUGCAGAUGCAGUUCAAGUAACUCAAAGUGUCGCAAAUUUUGUGGUCAGUGAGAGUCGAAAAUCCAACCAUAGGCCAAGCUUUAAGCAAGAAGAGGAGUACCUCAUUUACAAUUAUUCCCCAACAUACUCUGGUAAAGUUGGGGGAUCGUUUGAUCAAGUUUACCUCUUUACAUGAAAUUAUUGACUGUUCUGCCAAAACAUUCAAGCGAGAAUGAGCAAUGCAACCAUCUUAUCAAAGAUGCCUGUAAUGAAGUUUCCUUUCAGACUCAAUGGUGAAAAUCAUCACAGUUUUAAAUAAGAUUGUUGUUCUAAUACUGGAAUGUGCAAAGAACUGCACUUGAUGAAGCUAGUUGAUAUAUUUACUAAUAAAUCUGUGCUUGCAUA
Molecule: messenger RNA, 1278 nt
Organism: Cryptomeria japonica (Japanese cedar)
Lineage: Eukaryota; Viridiplantae; Streptophyta; Pinopsida; Cupressales; Cupressaceae
Product: gamma-glutamyl hydrolase 2
Exons: 10
Coding region: 74-1069 (331 amino acids)
Biological process (GO): tetrahydrofolylpolyglutamate metabolic process
Cellular component (GO): vacuole
Molecular function (GO): gamma-glutamyl-peptidase activity
Source: RefSeq, a predicted model, not a curated record